ACGAAGGCGUGCGCCUUUCUCAGGAGGGGCUACGACCUCCUCCUGCCAGACCGCCUAUGACGAGCUAGGCAUUGUGCGGGAGCGCUCUGUCCAGGCGCCGACGUACUUCGGUCAACUGUUCGCCGAGGGUCUGGAUCAUCUGCUGAAGACAGAUGCGGGCGGCUACCAUCCAGAGGAGCAGCACGGGUGGAACAUCUGUGCCGAUGCUGCCCUGUGGUUGCGGUGCUUGUUCCUCUUCACGCAUCGGAGCGAGAAGGAGACUCUGGAAAAUUGCCCAGUGUCUAGUAUCCAGUGCUUCGAUUGGGAAGGCGUGCUGUUAUCUGGCUGGGGCAAGACAGUAUUUGGAGUGCUCAGCGACUUUGCAGGGAUUGGGAAGAACCGGAUGAUGCU
Messenger RNA from Prorocentrum cordatum, 390 nucleotides. Lineage: Eukaryota; Dinophyceae; Prorocentrales; Prorocentraceae. The record is from the annotation of a GenBank genome assembly.